Messenger RNA from Nerophis lumbriciformis (worm pipefish), 1326 nucleotides. Lineage: Eukaryota; Metazoa; Chordata; Actinopteri; Syngnathiformes; Syngnathidae. The record is from RefSeq and is a predicted model, not a curated record.
AUGGCGUCCUCCGCUUGUGUCUUCGCGUCUCUGUUGAUGCUUAUUGUAGCGGGACAGCCAGGUCUUGCUGGCCACCCGUUACUUGUCUUUCUCAUUGAUGGUUUCCGCUACGACUACAUGGACGACCUAAACUCACUACCUGGCUUUAAAGACCUAGUGUCCAGAGGGGUGAAAGUGGACUACAUGUCGCCGGAUUUCCCGAGUUUGUCUUACCCGAACUAUUACUCCUUAAUGACAGGCCGUCACUGUGAUACUCAUCAAAUGGUUGGAAACUACAUGUGGGAUGAAUCCUCUGGGAAGGAGUUCCUGCUUGGGACCAAUCCUGACAGCAGAUUGCCUCUCUGGUGGAAUGGAUCAGAGCCUUUAUGGGUCACUUUGCAGAAACUUGGGAAAAAAGUGUAUAUGUACUACUGGCCAGGCUGUGAAGUGGAGAUUCUGGGGAUUCGCCCAACCUUCUGUGAAGAGUACGUCUACAAUCCAUCAAUACAAAACCUUACUGAUUCAAUUGAACUCUCUCUCAAUUUACUCAGGUCAGGAAACGCAAACAUGGCAGCAAUAUAUUAUGAAAAAAUAGAUGUAGAAGGACACCACUUUGGUCCAGACUCCUCACAGAUUAAAGCAGCAGUUCAACAACUCGAUACAGCAAUGCAGGUGCUCAACAGCAAAAUCAUAGAGAAGGGCAUGGAGAAUAAAGUCAACAUUGUGCUAUUUUCAGACCAUGGAAUGACAAAAAUUCAAUGGAUGGAAAAGGUAAUAGAAUUGGACAAGUAUAUCGAAAUGCCAGAUGUUGUCAAGAUGAUGGACAAAGGACCAGUAGUCAGUUUGUGGGUCAAAGGAGAGAAGUACCAACAGGUAAAAACAGCUUUGUCAAAAGUCCCAAACAUGCAUGUUUAUGCCAGAGAAGAGAUUCCUGAACGCUUCCAUUAUAAAGGAGGAAAGUUUGUUGCCCCUCUGACACUGGUGGCUGAGCCUGGCUGGUUCAUCGCUGAGAAUAAGGCUAAUCUGCCAUACUGGAAAAAUGACUCGAGUGGGCAAGCCUCGGCAUGGCAAAAUGGCUGGCACGGUUACGACAACGAAUUUCGAGACAUGGGAGGCUUUUUCUUGGCAGCAGGACCUGACUUCAAGCAGAACUUCCGUGCUGCUCCUAUUCGAUCUGUGGAUGUCUAUAAUGUGAUGUGUCGGACACUUGGAGUAGAACCAUUACCAAAUAAUGGUUCCUGGUCUCGUGUUGAGAAGCUCCUCAACUCUUCACCUACUUUCCACUUAGCCACAACCCAGUGGACCUGCUACAUGGCUUUAUUAGGAACACUCUUAGCACUUUGCUAA